This is a messenger RNA of Cylas formicarius (sweet potato weevil), 7152 nucleotides long. Its product is annotated as inositol hexakisphosphate and diphosphoinositol-pentakisphosphate kinase. Gene Ontology annotation, molecular function: diphosphoinositol pentakisphosphate kinase activity; 5-diphosphoinositol pentakisphosphate 1-kinase activity; inositol hexakisphosphate kinase activity. The transcript is spliced from 24 exons. Bases 950 to 6850 code for a protein of 1966 amino acids. Gene Ontology annotation, biological process: inositol metabolic process; inositol phosphate biosynthetic process. NCBI's taxonomy places the organism in Eukaryota, Metazoa, Arthropoda, Insecta, Coleoptera, Brentidae. Gene Ontology annotation, cellular component: cytosol. The record is from RefSeq and is a predicted model, not a curated record.
AUUCUUCUGUUGAAUGUUUGUUUUUUAUCUGUUUAAACCUUCUUCAUAUUUUAUAAUAUGAGGAGAAUCGUUAAAGAAGAAAUUUUAGUGUAAUUAACUUUUAAUGAUGUAUUUUAUUUGUCUUUAAAAUUCGCUAUCUUUUGCUACAAUAUUGUUUAUUGCCCUGUUUAUUGACGUUCGAGGAUAUGAAUAAUAUCUAUAGUCGUUAUUUAUCGUUAUGAUCUUCUGAACUUUUUUCAUUCAUUGGGGGUAAGUUUGGAUAGAGCUCAUUAAAUUUAUUGCAUCUUGCUGCCUAUUGCACUGAGCUUGUAUGUAAAAUAAUAUUUUCUACUCCCUGCUCUAAAGUAUCCAAUUCUACACCGAUCUAGCAUUUGGAAAUAUCAUUUUACGACGUCAGUUUCGUUUCCUACGACUGUUGGCCACAUUGGACAUUUUCGGGAUGUUACCACACGGGUUUGAGAGCAAUCGCGUGUUUUACGUGUAAAACAACGCCAAAAUAAGAGGUGCAAAAAGUUCCUAUUGGGUAUAUAUAUGAACAUGAAAAUUGACAUCGACAUUUCGUAAACCAACCAGUUUGCCAAUAUUUUUGAGACUAAGAAAGUUCAUUAUUCCAAAUAUCCGAGGUUGACGCUACGCGAUUUUUUUGUCACUAUCUCAGCGUUCAACAAUAGAGUUCGUGUCACCUACCAAAUAAAUAACUAUUAAUGUUUGUGGAUUCCAUUCGGCGUCAAAUAUUUACUUAAUUAUUUAAUCUUUUAAUUAUUGCUAUAUACAUUUUUGUUUAUAUUUAACCUUGAUCAUAUGUUUUGUUGAUAAGUAGCCUUGUAAGGCGCGUUGUUAUGGGAAUUUUACGAGAUGUAAGUUUGCGGUUAGUUUUAUUAAAAUUGUCGCGCGGAAGACAGUCCGGGACAAUCAAAAUUUUUAAUGAUUUUUGUGAGCGCGCGUCGGAAUGGAUUGGCAACCGUUCAAAGAUUGGUGGAGACUCAAAAAGUGGCGAAAAUAUAGAAGGGCGAGCGACGCCGAUUCGUUCGAGUCCGUCUGCUACUGCGACGAAUGUUUUGACGACGGUGAAAACGGGGAUUUGGAAUUAUGCGAUCCCAACAAUUCGACGCUCGACCCCCAAGAUAUGGAGAAUGGGGGAAAAGUUGUCAUUGUUGGAGUCUGCGCUAUGGAAAAGAAAACACAGAGCAAGCCGAUGAAGGAAAUAUUAACUCGAUUGCAGGAAUUCGAAUACAUUAAAGUCACGGUAUUUCCGGAAGAUGUUAUAUUACAGAAACCUGUUGAAGAAUGGCCGCCAUGCGACUGCUUAAUCUCGUUCCACUCGAAAGGUUUUCCUUUGGAUAAAGCAAUUCAAUACGCCCAACUCUACAAUCCAUACGUUAUAAAUAAUUUGCCUAAGCAGUAUGACAUUCAAGAUAGAAGAAAAGUCUAUUCUACUUUAGACGCCGAAGGAAUCGAAAUCCCCAGAUAUGCCGUAUUGGACAGAGAUAGUCCGAAUCCCAAAGAUGUCCAUUUUGUAGAUCAUGAAUUAGUCGAAUCUGAAGAUCACGUCGAAGUUAAUGGCGUUAUUUUUAACAAACCGUUUGUUGAGAAGCCAGUAUCUGCCGAAGAUCAUAAUAUUUAUAUAUAUUAUCCGACGUGCGCAGGCGGGGGCAGUCAGAGACUUUUUAGAAAGAUCGGAAGUCGUAGCAGCGUCUACUCCCCGGAAUCAAGAGUAAGAAAAACCGGCAGUUACAUCUACGAAGAUUUUAUGCCAACAGACGGUACGGAUGUAAAGGUGUAUACGGUGGGACCUGACUACGCUCACGCGGAAGCUAGGAAAUCACCCGCGUUAGAUGGAAAAGUAGAAAGAGAUAGGGAAGGGAAGGAAAUUCGAUACCCGGUGAUAUUAAAUAACGCGGAGAAGCUGAUUUCGAGAAAAGUGUGCCUCGCUUUUAAACAAGCAGUUUGCGGAUUCGAUUUGUUGAGGGCUAACGGAAAGUCUUACGUAUGUGACGUAAAUGGAUUUAGUUUCGUCAAAAACUCGAAUAAGUACUACGACGAUUCCGCUAAGAUAUUAGGAAACAUGAUAUUAAGAGAGUUAGCUCCGACGUUACACAUCCCGUGGUCUGUACCCUUUCAGCUCGACGAUCCCCCAAUAGUUCCCACCACGUUUGGUAAAAUGAUGGAGUUGAGAUGCGUCACCGCCGUAAUUAGGCACGGCGAUAGGACUCCCAAACAGAAAAUGAAAGUUGAAGUUCGUCAUCCAAAAUUUUUUGAAAUUUUCGAAAAGUACGAUGGAUAUAAACACGGUCAUGUGAAAUUGAAAAGGCCGAAGCAGUUACAGGAAAUAUUGGACAUUGCGAGGUCACUUCUAUCCGAAAUUCAGCAUCACGAGGCUGAUCCCGAAAUAGAAGAGAAGCAGGGAAAACUAGAACAAUUGAAAGCGGUUUUGGAAAUGUACGGCCAUUUCUCCGGUAUAAAUAGGAAGGUUCAAAUGAAAUAUCAGCCGAAGGGUAGGCCGAGAGGAUCGAGCUCCGACGAUGUAGAUAAACCUGCCGAACCGUCUUUGGUGUUAAUUUUGAAAUGGGGGGGCGAACUGACUCCGGCAGGUAGAAUACAAGCAGAAGAAUUGGGUCGGAUCUUUCGCUGCAUGUAUCCAGGAGGACAAGGUAGACAUUUUGCCGGGGAAUAUGCAGGAGCCCAAGGACUCGGCUUGCUACGGCUGCAUUCGACGUUUCGACACGACUUGAAAAUUUACGCGUCUGACGAGGGAAGGGUACAAAUGACCGCCGCCGCAUUCGCCAAAGGUUUGCUCGCGUUAGAAGGCGAACUGACGCCCAUUUUGGUGCAAAUGGUGAAAAGCGCUAAUACCAACGGCCUGUUAGACAACGACUGCGACAGCAGUAAAUAUCAAAACAUGUGCAAGACUAGACUUCAUGAUAUGUUACAAGUCGACAGGGAUUUUACGCAAUCGGAUAGAGAUAAAAUUAAUCCGUGCAAUUCCGUUAGUAUAAACGAAGCGAUAGAUUUCGUGAAAAAUCCUUACAAAUGCUGUGUUCAUAUUCAUAAUUUGAUUAAAUCGUUGAUGGAGAUUGUUCAAAUUAAAAAGGAUGACACUAAAACGAAGGAAGCAAUUUUGUAUCACGGGGAAACUUGGGAGCUGAUGCAUCGAAGAUGGGGCAAAAUAGAAAAAGAUUUCUAUAUGAAAAACAAGACUUUCGACAUAAGCAAGAUUCCGGACAUUUACGAUUGUAUUAAAUACGACCUACAACACAACCAACAUACUUUACAAUUUGAACAAGCGGAGGAGCUGUAUAUCUACGCGAAAAAUUUAGCGGAUAUCGUCAUUCCCCAGGAAUACGGUUUAACUGCGCAGGAAAAAUUAACGAUCGGUCAGGGAAUCUGCACUCCUCUGUUGAAAAAAAUUAAGGCGGACUUGCAGAGGAAUAUAGAAGAGUCAGGAGAAGAAUCCGAAUCUGUCAAUCGUCUAAACCCGAGAUAUUCGCACGGCGUUUCGAGUCCGGGGAGACACGUGCGUACAAGGCUUUAUUUUACAAGCGAAAGUCACAUCCAUUCUCUCCUUACUGUUUUGAGGCUCGGCGGUUUACUUGAUGUCACCAAAGAUGAACAGUGGCGGCGCGCCAUGGAAUACGUCUCGAUGGUUUCAGAAUUAAAUUACAUGUCGCAAAUAGUGAUAAUGCUCUAUGAAGACCCUACCAAAGAUCCGUGCAGCGAAGAAAGGUUCCAUAUAGAAUUACACUUUAGUCCCGGCGUUAACUGUUGUGUACAGAAAAAUCUUCCACCUGGACCCGGUUUCAGACCCCAUUCGCGUAACGAGUCUACAGCUAGCAAAACUUCUAGUCAAAAUACUUCUUCAACGGCAACACCCGAGGACGGCAAGGGGCAACCUAGAAUAGAAGAGGAAGUAGAAAACUCCACGUUUGAAGACGAAAGGCUCGUAAUAGAUUCACCAAAGGCUAUAGAUUCCCCCACCUACAUUUCUCCUGAAACAUCUCCCGAAAUUUCUACUACGUUUCUCGCAAUUAACAAAAGACAGUUGAAAACAAGUUCACCUAUUCCUAUAGGAAGUGCCCACACUGUCAGUGGUCACGAAGCUUUUCAUUUGGCAAAGUGUUUAACUGAGGAAUUGGCCAACCAAGCCACGCAACAAGCCCGAAACUUCGGAAAUCGAAAACCAAGCCCAGAUUCCGAACCGAGAUCGAGGAGCUACGACCAUAAAAGUCCCCAGAAGAGCGGAAAAGAUGAAAAAUUACAUCAAAGUCUGGACGCAGUUAACAGCUCAGCACUAAUCGAUACCGAUCUUUGUCAGAUUUCCAUUAACCCUCCCAAAACCCUACCCGUUCAAACAGUUAAUCCGCAAAAUUUCAAUAUUUUAAACUCGAAGAAGUAUUAUUUUCGAUCGAUUAAGGAGAAUUUGACUCCCAUAUCUGGGUCGCUCGAUAUCGAUUCAUCGAACGAAAUCGAGUCAAACGAAAAUGACCACGUGUCGCUUUCCAGACCUCUCAGCGCCACAAACGAGUUACCCUUGACAGAACUAAACUUGGCGAUUUUCACUUCGGAACUCGAAUUUAAACAUUCUUGCGAGAAAAAUAGCACGAAUGAACUACCUUUGUCGGCCAUUAAAUUCAAAAGCAGGUCUUGCAAACUGCUGAAACAAGACAGUCAAAACGACAACGUUUCCCUGGAAGCUAAUUUUGACACCGACAUCAAAGAUUGCGAUGGCGAUAAAAGAUCCGUUUUGUUUCGGCGUUCCUUUUCCGACCCUAACAUUCUUGAAAAUGAGUGGAUUAACUGCGCGAGCAAACGUUUCCUCAUGGAAAAAUAUAACGACAGCCUUAAACGCGAGCCCAACAGACUCUCGCCCGCCGAAGUAUCCCGCAUACCUUAUAGCUUUUAUCCCGAGCACGAUCCCGACGUUUCAUGUGUGCUUUGCGUCCCCCGUCGCCCCGCGAACCUCUUGUCCUUUUUCACAUCGUCGAGACGUGCGGCACGGUCGUUCUCGCACCCCACCGAUCCUCCUCGUGUCGCCACCAACCCUUGCGUGUCCUGUUCAGAGUGCGGCCAGACCGUCAAACGCCAUCGUCACAGUAUUGCCGGGCAGAUGAGCUACUUUAAGAUGUUGGGAUUCAGUUGCGGCGGCCCGGCCGGCUUAAAGAAACUCGUAGGGAGCAGCACGAACAGCCUGUUCUCGACGGCGGUGAUUUCGGGAAGUUCCAGCGCUCCCAAUCUCCGUGAUAUCAUUUCGAAUACGGGGAGCGCGUCAGCAAUUGAAGGUUUUGGUGGCGUUCCACCAAUUAGACCCUUGGAGACGUUACACAACGCUCUUUCGCUAAAGCAGAUAGACAUGUUUUUGGAUCGUAUGACCACCACUCCACUGUAUCGUACUCCUUCGUCGACACCGCCGAAAAAUCCGUCAACGCCGUUGCCUACACCUACGAGCAGUUCAACGGGAUAUGCUUUGUCAUCUUUGCGAUGCGAAUCCCAAAAACUACAAUCACCUUGUAACAGUAUCGGCUGGAGUGGUCCGCCAAGUUUCGUAUCGAGUAGCGGACCCUCGUCGCCCGGUCUGUCGGAUCCAAAUUCCAAAGAAAGUAGCGAAAUGUCGUCGAGCAUCAUAAGUACUGACGGAAUGAAUUUGGACGAUCUGUCAAAAAUUUUUCCCACCGUUCCUGGAUUAGAUAAGGAAUUGGACGCAAUUGGAAUCUCUUUGAACAACCUUGACAAAGACAUAUCGGGGUCCAUGGAGUUUUCAGAAUAUUACGCCAAUUUCGGUAAACCUCAAGGCGAUAGUGGUGAAAUCACGCCCAUCUCCUGCGGCUCCGAAUUUGAUUUUAAUACGAACGAUGCGACCGCCGGAUCAUCCUCAUCCGCUCCGGAAUACGAUCUUACCGUAACGGAAGAUAUCGAAAAAGACGACUUUGUCGACAAUAACGAAACGAUAACCUGCGAAAGUUUUAAACCUCUUCAAAAAGUUUUGAAAUGCGCGUUUCUAGAAAACAACUUGGGACUUUAUCGAAAUUCGGUUUGUCCUAAAAUAAUGUCGAGUUUGUCGUCAAAUGUCAACGUAUGCACGAACGAUCUAACUAAAAUGGAUUUAUAUAAUCUGAAACCGGUCGAUAAUAGUGUAAGAGCACAGUGUUCAUCCAGUAGCGGCACCGACGGUAACAAGAUCGAUAUCGGCGAUUUGAUAAAAGACUUCGGAAUUUUCGAAAAGGAUCAGUCUAGCGCCAACGUGAACGUAUCGAACGCGACCUAUUUAAAGUGGAAAACUAACAAAGAGAAGUUUAUGGACAAAAGUUUGGAAAGUAAAACCGAUAACAUAGAUUUCGGCAAAAAUCUAAAUACGGGUCGGACCAAAAACAUUGAAAAAGAUAACGAAUUGCUUACGAAACUCACUCCUGGAGCUACGGUGGUUAAGGAAAGUUAUAUCGAGCCUCCGAAAAUAGGUAGGGUAUCAAAAAGUUACCAUGGAAAGUCCGCGGCAACUGGAAGUUACAUAUAUGCGACAAAUACGAUUAGGCGAGCUAGUGAUAGUGAAUCGCUGACUGGUAAAAUGUCCAAAGAAUCUCAAAAUGAAUCGAAAUUUAAAGAUGGAAACGAAAUUUUUAGAAGCAAACCUCAAUUUAUGACUCAAAGGUCCCAGCCUUGUGACGACAGUUUUAGAAUAACAAAUAGUUUUAGGAAAACUUCUUUAACAGAGGGGGUUUCUAGGAAUGCUAGAUUUACAACUACAAGAGUAGAUGAAGCAGAACAUGCCGCUUCAGUUGGCCUUCCUUGGAUUCCUUCUACUAUCGUUAACUCACAGGUGGAAGAAAACAAGAGAAACGACGAAGAGGAAAAUGAGUAGGAAUCAAUUAGCAAAUUUAUUGUCCUUUUCCAUUAGUAUUUUGAAAGCUGUAUUUUCGAAACAGUAUUCUGAAGGUAUUUUUAUUUUUUAAUUUCAAUUCUUAACUUGCAAUUGUUUCUGAUGCUUUUUAAAACCAUGUACUAUCAUUGAUAAAAAUAAAUGAACAAGAGAGGAUAGUCAGUACUUUUAUAAAAUACAAUUAAUGUAACGUAUGUUGAGCGGAUUUCUAACGAAUGCAUUUCAGACUAAAACGAAUACCAAGAAUGACCGACCUAAAAAGUUAUGAGUUUAACCAAAAAUAA